GUUCUGGGAGGCGGGGAGAAGGAGGUUGGCGGCGGCUCCCUCGCUCGCCCUCACUGCUGGCGGUCCCAGCUCCAGGCACCAUGUUCCCCGCGGGCCCCCCCAGCUACAGCCUCCUCCGGCUCCCCGUGCUGCAGUUACUGCUGCUGGUGGUGCAGGCCGUGGGGAGGGGGUUGGGCCGCGCCAGCCCGGCCGGGGGCCCCCUGGAAGAUGUGGUCAUUGAGAGGUACCACAUCCCCAGGGCCUGUCCCCGAGAAGUGCAGAUGGGGGAUUUUGUGCGCUACCACUACAACGGCACUUUCGAAGAUGGCAAGAAAUUUGACUCAAGGGUAAAUCGGCCAGAGGCGCAGGCCGCCCAUUUUGCCAGCCUUGGGGUUUCGGGGCUCAUUCCACCGGAUGCCACCCUCUACUUCGACGUGGUUCUGCUGGAUGUGUGGAACAAGGAAGACACUGUGCAGGUGAGCAUCUUGCUGCGCCCGCCCCACUGCCCCCGCAUGGUCCAGGACGGCGACUUUGUCCGCUACCACUACAACGGCACCCUGCUGGACGGCACCUCCUUUGAUACCAGCUACAGUAGGGGCGGCACUUACGACACCUACGUCGGCUCUGGUUGGCUGAUCAAGGGCAUGGACCAGGGGCUGCUGGGCAUGUGUCCUGGAGAGAGAAGAAAGAUUAUCAUCCCUCCAUUCCUGGCCUAUGGCGAGAAAGGCUAUGGGACAGUGAUCCCCCCGCAGGCCUCGCUGGUCUUUCACGUCCUCCUGAUUGACGUACACAACCCGAAGGACACUGUCCAGCUAGAGACACUGGAGCUGCCCCCGGGCUGUGUCCGCAGAGCCGUGGCUGGGGACUUCAUGCGCUACCACUACAAUGGCUCCUUGAUGGACGGCACCCUGUUUGAUUCCAGCUACUCCCGCAACCACACCUACAAUACCUAUAUCGGGCAGGGCUACAUCAUCCCCGGGAUGGACCAGGGGCUGCAGGGCGCCUGCGUAGGGGAGCGCCGGAGAAUUACCAUCCCCCCACACCUCGCCUACGGGGAAAAUGGAACUGGAGACAAGAUCCCUGGCUCGGCCGUGCUCAUCUUCAACGUCCACGUCAUUGACUUCCACAACCCUGCGGAUGUGGUGGAAAUCAAGACACUGUCCCGGCCAUCUGAGACCUGCAAUGAGACCACCAAGCUUGGCGACUUUGUUCGAUACCACUACAACUGUUCUUUGCUGGACGGCACCCAGCUCUUCACCUCGCAUGACUACGGGGCCCCCCAGGAGGCGACUCUGGGGGCCAACAAGGUGAUCGAAGGCCUGGACAUGGGCCUGCAGGGCAUGUGUGUGGGAGAGAGGCGGCAGCUCAUCGUGCCCCCGCACCUGGCCCACGGGGAGAAUGGAGCCCGGGGCGUCCCCGGCAGUGCUGUGCUGCGGUUUGAGGUGGAGCUGGUGUCCCGGGAGGAUGGGCUGCCCACAGGCUACCUGUUUGUGUGGCACGAUGACCCUCCUGCUAACCUGUUUGAAGACAUGGACCUCAACAAGGAUGGAGAGGUCCCUCCGGAGGAGUUCUCCACCUUCAUCAAGGCUCAAGUGAGUGAGGGCAAAGGACGCCUCAUGCCUGGGCAGGACCCUGAGAAAACCAUAGGGGACAUGUUCCAGAACCAGGACCGCAACCAGGACGGCAAGAUCACAGUCGAGGAGCUGAAGCUAAAGUCAGAUGAGGACCAGGAGCGGGUCCACGAGGAGCUCUGAGGGGCAGGGAGCCUGGCCAGGCCUGAGACACAGAGGCCCACUGCGAGGGGGGCAUGGCGCUAGGACUGACCUGCUGACAGUCACCCUCCCUCUGCUGGGAUGAGGUCCGGGAGCCAUCUAAAACGAUGGCAGAGGAGACAUCUCUGGGGUUCCCACCACCCUAGAUGAAAAUCCACAGCACAGACCUCUAUGCCAUUUCUCUUCCAACCCCAAACCCCUUCCUUAAAAUGUUUGGAUUUGCAAAGCCAGUUUGAGGCUGGUGGAGCCCGGGGUUGGACAGGGCCAUGGCUGGUCUCUCACCACACCUCCCCUCCACGUCACUAGCAUAGCUGGGCUUGUCAUCUGUCUCCCCAAACUUUCUCUUUAUUUGUACUUGUCACCCCCACUCCCUGACCCCAUUCCUCUCUGUGACAGCUCCCCAGGACGCCUCUGCCUUCCUCCCCAGCUCUGACUGGCUCCUGGGGAAGGGGAGCCCCAUGCCUUUUGCUCUUCCCCCUCGCCUCCAGUGGAGGCUGAGCUGAUUUUGGGGUGCUGGAGGCUAGGACUGGGCUGUAGGUAGCUCUUCAUCCCUAAAGAAGGCACCUUUCCCUAAGGAACCAUGGAAGAGGAAGAAAACAAAGGGUGUGUGUGAGGGAACCUGCUUGGGUGGGUGUGAGGGCUACAAAAUCUUGGAUUUGGGGCUGAGGGGUGGGAGGGAGGUGGGCAGAGCUCUGCACACUCAAAAGGCUAAACAGGUGUCAGUCCCUUUUUCCUUUGUUCCACAUAAAAGAUUAAACCAA
Cebus imitator (Panamanian white-faced capuchin) is the source of this 2512-nucleotide messenger RNA. RefSeq names its product FKBP prolyl isomerase 10 (gene FKBP10). NCBI's taxonomy places the organism in Eukaryota, Metazoa, Chordata, Mammalia, Primates, Cebidae. Bases 81 to 1733 code for a protein of 550 amino acids. Gene Ontology annotation, molecular function: peptidyl-prolyl cis-trans isomerase activity; calcium ion binding. The record is from RefSeq and is a predicted model, not a curated record. The transcript has 10 exons.